AGCAUGUAUAUUAUUUAAAAAAAGUUCUUUAUUUAGAGAAACAGAUUCACAGGCUGUUAUGAAAGCAAGUAAAGAUGCUAGAUUAACAGCAGAACACGCUACAAACAUAUGAUCAUAUUCUUCCUCCACACCUGACGGACUUCAUUAACGUCAUGUUUACACAUUUACACACUUAAACCUCACUUGUAGGAUAAAUCAUUGUUGUGGAACUCUCAAUCGUCAAGAAGUGCCUAAGGGAGAACCGUUAAGCUGCUGCUUUGCACGUCAUUAGCCUUCUGUUGCCUGGUGAUGCAACACAUCACACACCAACCAUGAAUCUACCACUCGCUCCUGUAUUCCACCCCUGCAUAUGAAAGCGAAUCAAUGCAGGACUCAGUAAAAUUAGGCUUAUUGCCCUGUGGGAGCAGAUAGAGAGGACGGGCGGGGUAGCAAAAGUGUGGGGUAGAAAGAGGAGGAAAAGUAGAGAGCUGCCUGGCAGAUACAUUCACACACACAGCCACAGAGAAACUAUUUCAGUCAUGGCCUCGGAGAGCGAGAUUGAACUGGAGUUCACUGAGGACCUGCAGCUGACCGAGGUGAUGCGGCUGAGGGUUCAGUCUCUGCAGCAGCGUGGCCAGAAGAGGCAAGACGGUGAACGUUUGCUUCUGCCCCAUGAGGCGGUAUUCCGGCUGGACUUCACCGAUCAGGAACUGACCUUUUCUCACUGGAAGGUGACCCUGACCGGAGUAGGCCGCCUUUCCAUUACAGGUAUCUCCCAGCUGUGGACGCCUGACCUCACCAACCUGAUGACGCGCCAGCUCCUGGAGCCCACGGGCCAGUUUUGGAGGUCGGCCGGCGACCCAGAGGAUGCGCCCAUUAAAUGCCUGGAGGCCGACAUCCAGGAGUUUGGAGAGAGGAUCGCUGAGCUGGCCAAGGUCAGAAAGGUCAUGUACUUCCUGUUCGCCUUCAAGGAGGGAGUGGAGAAAGACGGCGUAAACUGCUCGGUGGUGUUCGAGAGGAACGACUAGGCUGGGUUAUGAGCGCAGAAGUCUUUAAUAGAACAUUUUUCUGAACUAUACUAAUGCUCAAGUUAAAUAAUUAGUCUUUAGCCUCUUUUAAAUCCUAAUGUCAAUUAGAGAAGGAGUUAAUAGUGAAUGUGUGUUUGUAGUAGUCUAAUUUAAUGAUUAAUGAAUGUGCAGACAUAUAUACACACUACAUCCAAAACGCUGCUUUAAUUACAAUGAUCUUUUGUGAAAAGUAUAUAUAGAUACUUAUGUGCUUAUUAAGAUUAUAGAGCAUUUUAACAACCUAACAACACAGAAGCCUGUAAUGUAAUGUAAUACUUCUCUUGUAAUAUUACAGACUGUGCUGAUAGAGAAUGUGUGUGUUAGCUUAUAUUAAUAACACUUCCAAUGUUCUGCUGAUAAAUUUAUUUUAUGAAAAGCUAAAAUUAUAAAUAUAUGUAAAAUUUAAAGAG
Hemibagrus wyckioides is the source of this 1456-nucleotide messenger RNA. It is a transcript of the gene ompa, whose product is annotated as olfactory marker protein a. The transcript has a single exon. NCBI's taxonomy places the organism in Eukaryota, Metazoa, Chordata, Actinopteri, Siluriformes, Bagridae. Gene Ontology annotation, biological process: signal transduction; sensory perception of smell. Bases 519 to 1007 code for a protein of 162 amino acids. The record is from RefSeq and is a predicted model, not a curated record.